Molecule: messenger RNA, 3224 nt
Organism: Haemorhous mexicanus (house finch)
Lineage: Eukaryota; Metazoa; Chordata; Aves; Passeriformes; Fringillidae
Gene: GPRC5C
Product: G protein-coupled receptor class C group 5 member C
Exons: 5
Coding region: 1238-2524 (428 amino acids)
Biological process (GO): G protein-coupled receptor signaling pathway
Cellular component (GO): plasma membrane; signaling receptor complex; extracellular exosome
Molecular function (GO): G protein-coupled receptor activity; protein kinase activator activity
Source: RefSeq, a predicted model, not a curated record
GGGAGGCACCCUUCACCAGCAUCUCUGGCACAGGGUCCUUCUGCCCUGCCCACGCCCCUGCCCCUGUCCCGCUGCCCGGGAGUGCUGGGGGGAGCACCCACAGGGUCUGCUGGCUGCCCCCUGUGGUGGGGUCUGCACACAUGGUAAGGUCACAGCUCCCGGCCCUCACCCAUUAAUCCCCCUGGCAGCAGCCGAGCUGCAGCCCCCGGGUAAUGCCCCCCUGUAUCGGGUACACCCAGUGCUGCCCUCCCAGUUACACCAGUGCCAUACUGGUGUGACGCUGGAGAAGCGGCCGUGCUGUGCCAGCCUGUCCCCAGCUGCCAGCAGAGGGCAGGGAUGGGACACUGCAGAGCUGGCACUGACGGGGCAGGGAGCUGGCACCCCCAGCUCCCCAAAGCAGCCCUGCCGCCACCCUAAUUCCCCGUAAGGUCCUUAACGUAAUCCCCCAAAACCGUCCAGCAUUCCACUCGGAUUCCCGAGACAGGCAGGACAGACCCAGGGGGUGCCCGGGGGAGAUCAGGACCUCAGCUGGCUCCUGGCAGGGCUCAGAGACACCCCCAAACCCCACCAGACCCCCUGCCCACCCCCGAGCACGGCUGUGCCCGCACUGGGGAGGGAUGGGGCACAGCCUUUGCCCCCCAGGGUGUGGGGCUGACCCUCCCACGGACCCACCCUGCCCCCGGGUCAUUCUCCGGCGUGGACAGACCCCUCCGGGGAUGCCACCUCAUCCCAGGCCGGAUCCCUGCCGGGGGACGGGGUUAAAGCCCGACCCGGUGGCGCGGGGGGUACCUGGGAGGUUCUCGCUCCAUUAAUUCUGGCACGUGAGGAGAGCAGAACCGGGAAGGGAUUAGUUAUUAACCCGACCGCGGGCAGGGGCUGAGGGGCCGCGGGCCGGGGGGCUCGGCUACCUCGGGAACCCUCGGCGGGAGCUCCGGGAUUGCCACCCGCCCCCCGAUCGCCGCCGCCCCCCCGGUGCCAACCGGUGCGUAUUUACUUGGCAAAGGAGGUGGAAAUGUGCUGACGGCGUCCGCCGGAGCGAGGGGCUCCGCUGGGAACGGCUCCGAGCCCCGGCCGGAGCGGCGGGAGGCUCUGGGAGGGCAGCGGGGACCCCCGUCUCCGGGUCCGGCUCUCGCCCUCCCGAGGGGAGCCGCCGCGGAGCCGGGGCUCAGCCAGCCGUGCCACCGUGCCCGCCGUGCCAGCCGCCCGUCCUUGCGGCUCCCGAGGAAAGGGUCCCUGGAUGCCACGGUGCAGGAUGGGCACCACGGCCGUGCUGCUGGCCCUGCUCCCCACAGCCACUGCGCAGCCCACGCCGCCCCCGGGCUGCGGCCACGACCUCUCCUCCCUCUACUACAACCUCUGUGACCUCUCAGCGGGCUGGGGCAUCGGGGUGGAAGCGGUGGCCAGCCUCGGCGUGGUGACCACCUUCGUGCUCACCAUCGUCCUGGUGGCCAGCCUGCCCUUCGUGCAGGACCACCAGAAGAAGAGCCUGGUGGCCACGCAGGUCUUCUUCCUUCUGGGCACCUUCGGGCUCUUCUGCCUGACCUUCGACUUCAUCGUGGGGCCGGAUUUCUCCACCUGCACCUCCCGCCGCUUCCUCUUUGGCGUCCUCUUCGCCAUCUGCUUCUCCUGCCUGCUGGCCCACGCCGUGGCCCUCAACUUCCUGGCGCGGCGCAACCGGGCCCCGCGGGGCUGGGUGACGCUGGCGGCGGCCCUGUCCCUCGCCUCGGUCGAGGUCAUCAUCAACGCCGAGUGGCUCGUCAUCACGGUGGCGCGGCGCGAGGGCGGCCCCGCGGACCCCUGCCAGCUGGCGGGCGCCGACUUCGUCAUGGCCCUCAUCUACGUCAUGGCCCUGCUGGUGGCCGCCUUUGGGGCCGCAUGGCCCACGCUCUGCGGCCGCUACGGCCGCUGGCGCAAGCACGGCGCCUUCAUCCUGGCCACCACCGGCCUCUCGGCGGCCAUCUGGCUGGCGUGGACCGUCAUGUACCUGUACGGGAACCAGCGUGCCGGCCACAAGCCCGGCUGGGAUGACCCCACGCUGGCCAUCGCGCUGGUCUGCAACGCCGCCGCCUUCCUCCUGCUCUACGCCAUCCCCGAGGUGACGCACGUGACGCGGCGCAGCCCCGAGCAGGCCUUCGAGGACGAUGGCUACCCCACGCGGGGGGUGGGCUACGAGACCAUCCUCAAGGAGCAGAAGUCGCAGAGCAUGUUCGUGGAGAACAAGGCCUUCUCCAUGGAUGAGCCGUCCUUUGCAGCCAAGAAGCCUGUGUCCCCGUACAGUGGCUACAACGGGCAGCUGCUGACCAGCGUCUACCAGCCCACCGAGAUGGCACUGAUGCACAAGGGGAUGAGCGAAGGUCCCUACGACGUGAUCCUGCCCCGCGCCUCCACCAGCCCCAUGCCCGGCAGUGCCAGCUCCACGCUCCGAGCCGAGGACGCCUUCGCGGCGCAGGCGCGGCACUCCAGCGUCCCGAGGGACAACCGCGGCUGCCAGGUGCAGUCCCCGUACAGCAGGAACCGCUGGUGACGCAGCUCCCGCAGCGCCGGCACGGCCGCGGUCCCUCGGUCCCGCUGCCAGGGCUCGCCCAGCCCCAUCCCACCCUGACUGACGUGUGAAUGCCACCCCGUGACGUGUGAAUGCCGCUCCGGCUGGCAGCCAGAGCUGCCUCCUGCCCGUGGGACGCCUGGACACGGCCCCAGAGCCAGCGCUCCCACCUGCCCGUCCCACCUGGCCGUGGCUCCCUCAUCCUUGCCUCAAGGACUGGCUCCCGCGAGGACACCCCCGGUUGUCACCUUCGUGAUGCACAGACCUCCUGCCUUUCCCAGGCCAUGGACCCUCCAAAGCUGGGGAGCUUGUGGGACCCCACUCAGGGCACCCCCAGCACCGAGCCCCUGGCCCCGCACUGACCCCCCCAGCCUGGGGACCCGAGCUGAGCUGGGCCCAUCCCGCCACAGGGCACAAGGGGACACCAAGCUGUGCCCAGCUCUGCCUCCUUCUGUGCCUCUGUUUCCCCGUCGCUGGGGGAGGGGGAUCAGUGCCUUGCUGGGGCUGGGGACCAGCCCCCCACAGCUCUGGCCGCCUUCUCGGUGCCUUUCCCCACCCUGGGGGCUCGGAGACCCCUGCAGGGAGUGGAGAGGGAGCUGGGCCCCUCGCCCUCCUUGUGGCUUUCUCUGGCAAGUUUCCUUUUCAUUUUUUCAGGUUGCCCCAAUAAAGGUGGUUUUUCCUA